Brenthis ino (lesser marbled fritillary) is the source of this 2982-nucleotide messenger RNA. NCBI's taxonomy places the organism in Eukaryota, Metazoa, Arthropoda, Insecta, Lepidoptera, Nymphalidae. The record is from the annotation of a GenBank genome assembly.
AUGAAGGUUUACACUAACGAAAAUAACACUGCCACGUUAAAAUUGCUCAUUGCGGCGAACUUAGGUAGCAUAAACAUUGAGCUACACAAAGCAACAUUCGAAGACUUGUUCUCAGGACCAAAGGUGCUCCCGCUGCUGGAGGUGGAUGAUCAGCUCAGUUUCUUCAGUAGCAAUGCUGCCACACAGUACCUGUUUCCGGUAUUGGAUUUAUCUGCUAAUGGACAGUGUCAACAAAUGCAAGAGUGGGAGGCAACCCGCCUCCUGCCGAUAGUGACAUCAGUAUUAACAAGUAAAACUGUGCCAUCUGAUCUCAAGCAAGCACUGAUAUCUGCACUGCUUAUGGUUGAUGCUGUGUUGGCCAAACAUAAGUUUAUACUUGGGGACAAAAUUUCCGCAGCAGAUAUAUCAAUAUGGAGUACAUUAUAUCCGCUUAAUUUCAAUAAAGAACUGAAGUCACAGUAUUUGGUGCAAUGUUCCAACAUUACGAGGUGGGCGGACGAAAUAAAUGCUGCAAAAGCUGUACAGGAAGCUGUCAAGCAGUGGGGCGGUUCUGUCGACAGACCGCCGGCGCCGCAGUGCGCGCUGGGCGUGCCGCAGUUCGGCAGCUUGGUGUCACCUAUUGGAUCUCCAGACGAAUCUCCAGACGCGACAGUGACAGCAGAGGAAAUAGAACUGGCAAAGGAAAACUGGCUGAAUGGCCUCAAGAAUCUACAGGAACCGCUCGUGCAGGAAAAAGUUAUAUUACCGAUCAAAGGCAAGAAGAACGUGCUCAUUACGUCCGCGCUGCCGUACGUCAACAACGUGCCUCACUUGGGCAACAUCAUCGGCUGUGUGCUGUCUGCUGAUAUAUUUGCUAGAUAUUGUCGAAUGUGCGACUACAACACGCUAUUCAUCUGCGGCACGGACGAGUACGGCACUGCCACCGAGACCAAGGCGUUAGAGGAGGGUGUGACGCCGAGACAGAUCUGCGACAAGUACUUCGAGCUCCACAACGGGGUGUAUCGCUGGUUCGAUAUCGGCUUCGACUACUUCGGACGCACUAGCACCAAGGAGCAGACCGAGAUAGCACAGAAAAUGUUUUUGAAAUUGUACGCGAACGGCUUCGUGAGUGAGCAGUCUGUGGAGCAACUGUACUGCGACAAGUGCGAGAGGUUCCUGGCUGACAGGUUCGUAGAAGGCACGUGUCCUCAGCCCGGCUGUUUGUAUGACAGUGCUCGCGGCGAUCAGUGCGAUAAGUGCGGCAAGUUGGUGAACGCCAUAGAGCUGAUACAGCCCAAGUGUAAAGUGUGCUCGCACACGCCCUCUGUGCGGCCCAGUGUGCAGCUGUUCAUUGAGCUGGGACAGCUGGAGGGGUCGCUGCGCUCGUGGGCGGGCGUCGCGGCGGCUGGGUGGUCUGCGCCGGCGCGCGCUGUGGGCCGCACGUGGCUGCGCGAGCCGCUGCGCGCGCGUGCCGUCACGCGUGAUCUGCGCUGGGGAGUGCCCGUGCCGCUGCAGCGGUACAAGGACAAGGUAUUCUACGUGUGGUUCGAUGCCCCCAUUGGCUACUGCAGCAUCACGCAGGCCGCCACCAACGACUACGAGAAGUGGUGGAAGAAGAACAAGGACUACGAUGUGAAGUUGUACCAGUUCAUGGCCAAAGACAACGUGCCCUUCCACGUGGUGAUGUUCCCGGCGACCGUCAUCGGCGUCAACGAGGGUCACAUCCUCGUCGACCACGUGUACGCCACCGAAUAUUUAAAUUACGAAGAUGGCAAGUUCUCUAAGUCUAGAGGCGUGGGCGUGUUCGGUACAGACGCACAGGAGACAGGCAUCCCGUCAGACGUGUGGCGGUUCUACCUGGCCAGCAUCAGGCCCGAGACCUCGGACUCCAGCUUCAGCUGGGCCGAGCUGGGCACCAGGAACAACUCGGAACUCCUAAACAAUUUGGGCAACUUCUGUCAUCGCUCUCUGAGUUUCUGCGCGAACACUUUCAAAGGGAUUGUGCCUGAGAUGAAUUUAACUGCAAGCGAUUAUGAGCUUAUCGCUCUUGUCAAUAGGGAGGUUGUUGCGUACGUGCAGCAUAUGGAGAAGGGUCGUCUCCGGGAGGCCCUUCGUCAUGUGCUGAGCAUCUCCAGGCUUGGAAACCAACACAUGCAGGCCACUCAGCCCUGGGUGCUGCUCAAGAGCGGGGAGGAGGAUAGGGUGAAAGGUGCAACAGCAAUAGGGCUCUGCUGCCAGCUGGUAGCGCUCCUAUGUGCCCUACUAGCGCCCUACAUCCCUAGUGCGGUGCGGCGGCUUCGGGAACAGUUAAAUGUGAAGCAAAUUGACAUGAGGAUAAACCCUAACAAUCCUACCCUGAUCCAGUACCUACCCCCCGGCCACAGGGUUGGUAAGCCGGAGCCCCUCUUCAGCAAGCUGGAGCCCUCGCUGCUGGAGAGCCUGAGGGCCAAGUAUGCUGGCAGUCAGCAGGACAGGGAGAGACGGGCAAACGGUGCAGCGAAAGCGUCAGUGCCCACCGUGUCAGAAAUUGAAGCCGCCAUCACAGCACAGGGUGAAAAAGUGCGACAAUUGAAAGCGACAACGAAAGACAAAACAGUAUGGAAGCCCGAAGUAGAUAAAUUACUCGCAUUGAAAAAACAACUCGCAGAGGCUCAGAAAAACAAUGCUACCAGCAAUAAUAGUAAUAAUGAUGUUGCCAGUUUGGAGAAAGCUAUCGCUGAACAGGGCGAGAAAGUAAGACAACUAAAAGCAUCGAAAAAGGACAAAAGCGUAUGGCAACCCGAGGUGAAUAAACUUCUUGCGCUAAAGAAGCAGUUAGCCAGUGUUCCCAGCUCUGCCGGCGCUACGUCCGGUGACAGUGUUGCCAGCCUGGAGAAAGCGAUAGCUGAACAGGGCGAAAAAGUGAGGAAACUAAAGGCAUCAACGAAAGACAAGGCGGUGUGGACGCCCGAGGUGAACAUACUGCUCGAUCUCAAGACGCGGCUCGCGCUGUUGCAGAACAAC